AUGCCUGAGUCACUUGCCAACACCUCUACCACAGACCAGGGACAGUCAACACAGUUGUAUGGUUCUGCUCUUGUUCGGAUCUUCAGCUAUGUUAUUCUCGCGCUCUUUCCGCUUAUCGCCCUGGCGAUCAGCAGAAUCUCGACGCCUAGCUUGGAUCCGAGGGAGCCACCACUCCUGAAGCCGACGAUACCUGUUGUGGGACACCUCGUCAACAUGCUCUACAAGGGCGGCAAGUACUAUCUAGAGAUGUACGAGUCUUCUCAGGGAAAGCUUUCGACAGCCACGCUCAGCAUCUUUGGCCAAAAGGUCUAUCUAAUUGCCUCUCCCUCUCUGGCACAGGCAGCUCUCCGCAACCGUCUUCUUUCCUUUGACCCUUUCGUCGUCCAGGCGAGCGAUGGCCUGGUCAGACUCAGCGCAAAGGCAAAAGAGCUUUUCGUGGACGGCACACUGCUCCAUGCCUUCUCCACGACGGUAUCAUCAGCAACUUCACCAGAACCCAUGCGACGUAUGACGGUCACGGCACUUGCGGCGUUUACUGAUGAUCUCAAUGCGCUAGCAGCCGGACCUGACCAUCAGCAAGAGAUCCAGCACUUGUAUCACUUUCUCAGAAAUCGGAUCGCCAUGGCCGCAACAGAUUCGCUUUACGGCAUAAAAACAAAUCCAUUUAGACAAGACCCUCGUCUGGUCGAUGAUAUCUGGACAUUUGAUGAUGCAUUGACCUAUCUUUUCCCUAACAUUAAGCCUGAAUGGAUAGCACCAGCUGGCAAUUCUGCUCGAGAGCGACUUCAACAUGUUCUCGUCAACUAUUACAAGCAAUUUCCCGACGAACCGUCAUUCCCACCAGAUGUCGCAGAGUUUACAAAGCUUCGGGCACGCAUCAUUCGCAACUCUGGCCUCAGCGACACUGACCUGGGCCGACUUGAGGUAGGCAUGGUGGUAGCCGCAACGACCAAUAGUGCCCCAAUGUUCUUUUGGUUUUUGAUCAGCGUCAUGUCUCGACCGCAUAUUCUCGCCAAAGUCAGAGAAGAGGUUAAGCCACUGGUGACCUUCGGAAAGAAAGAUAUCAGUGGGCCCAGUGGAGCUGCGAUAAAAGUAGUCGCAACUUUUCGUACCUCUCAGUUGACCGAUUCAACCAUCUGCCCCUACAUCACUGCGGCACAUCGUGAGACCUUGCGUCUCUUCGACUCUAAUACAGCAACACGGCACGUUCUAGACGACACGACACUUCCUGACGGAACUCUGCUCCGUGCUGGAGGCAUUUGUCAUAUUCCCGCCGGUGUUGGACACCGCAUCCCAGAAGCGUGGGGCGAAAGGGACCCAAAUGAGUUUGCGCCUGAACGAUGGCUCGAGCACCAAGUACGCAUAUCGGGGUCAAGCGGUAUCACGCAGAAGAUGGCCUUUUGGCCUUUUGGUGGCGGCAAACACCUGUGCCCUGGUCGCAACUUCGCCAUUAACGAGAACAUCACCCUUCUCGCGGCAUUGGUUACAGGAUUUGACUGCGAUGGUCUCGUUGUUCCUGAGUGCCCUAUCGCAAAUCUCACGGGUCAAAGUGUCCCACCGCCAAAGAAGCAAGUGAAGGCCACGUUCAAAAGACGAGAGGGUUGGGAACACGUCGUAUGGAAGCUGGAAUAUUAG
This is a messenger RNA of Colletotrichum abscissum, 1635 nucleotides long. RefSeq lists its product as uncharacterized. Bases 1 to 1635 code for a protein of 544 amino acids. Lineage: Eukaryota; Fungi; Ascomycota; Sordariomycetes; Glomerellales; Glomerellaceae. The record is from RefSeq and is a predicted model, not a curated record. The transcript is spliced from 2 exons. Gene Ontology annotation, molecular function: iron ion binding; oxidoreductase activity, acting on paired donors, with incorporation or reduction of molecular oxygen; heme binding.